Lotus japonicus is the source of this 1316-nucleotide messenger RNA. RefSeq names its product L10-interacting MYB domain-containing protein-like. Lineage: Eukaryota; Viridiplantae; Streptophyta; Magnoliopsida; Fabales; Fabaceae. The record is from RefSeq and is a predicted model, not a curated record. The coding region runs from base 160 to 1062 and encodes 300 amino acids. The transcript has 2 exons.
GAUAAGACAAAUUUUAUUGAACAUUCAAUUAGAGAUAUGAUGAUUUGCUUUCUUUUCUAUUUCUAACUGGUGAUGAAACAUAACGGUUUAGUUUAGGCUAGGUUCAACUAUUCUUUUUUGUUUAGGCUAGGUUCUUUCUCUAAAUUAUACUUUUGAUAGAUGGCAAAUGAGAAUGAAGAUGUUGGGGAUGAGGUGGUUGAGGUUACCGUUACAGGAUGCAAAAAAGAUAUAUGGCCUCCAAACAUAGAAUCCUACUUUAUUGGUUUAAUGGAGGAGGAAGUUAAGAAGGGUAAUAGACAAACCACUACUCUAACAAGGGAUGCAUGGAGGCGUAUCAAGGAGGAGAUGAAAAUCCAAUUUGGCAAGGAAUACACAUAUGAUCAAUUUAAGAACAAAUUCAAUCAAUUAAGGGGAAAAUGGAAGGAUUUUAAUAAUCUGUUGAAAAUGGAGACUGGACUUGGAUACAACUCAGCCACUGGAAAAAUUAUUGCCACAGAUGAUGAGUGGAAGAAACUGUGUGAGAAGUACAAGUUUGCAAAGCAAUUUAAGAAGAAAGGUUGUUUGAAUUAUGAAAAAUUGUGUGUCAUUUAUGGGGACACUACUGCUACUGGUGCAAAUCAGCACCCUUCUACCAAAAGUCCUUCAAGUAGUAAUGAUGAUGAUAGUGAAGGAGACUUUGACAAGGAUGAAGAUGACCAGCAACCUAAAAAGAAAGCACAUGUUAGUAAGGACACUAGGAAAAGGAAUGCAAGAGAGAAUGCUCAAGUGGCAUUUGCUAAUGCUAUGACAAUUUUUGGAGAACAUACUAAAAAGAAGAUGGAGAGGAUGGACAAGAGUCAGGUUGGACCAUCAACUAAUUCCACAGAAGCAGUUGGCCAGAGUAGUGAGCAGGAUAUGGAAAAAACGGUGACUUGUUUAAGGGUCCUUCAAGGACUUGAAGGCAUUGAUGGUGCUUCUUUUUCGAAGGCUUUGAAGUUAUUGAAAGAAGAUGCUAUGUGGAGAACUUUGUUUAUGGAACUAAAUGAUGACCGGAAGAAAGACUUUGUUCUGAAUCUUGUUUAGUUUGUUCAUUGUAUUUUCUUUGGCUAUGAUCUUUGACAUUUUGCAUCUUUAUGCUUUUCUUUUGAUUUUGACAUGUUGGAUAAUUGCCGGUACCUUUUGUGAACAUGAUGACAUGGAUUGUUAGAAUUAUUCAUCUUAUUUAUUCAUGGUGUCACUUUUUAGUUUAGACAAUUAAUAAUUUGUAUUAUUCAUGACCUGUUAUGAAAAUAUUGUUAACUUGCAGGAUUGUGGUGAUGGAUGUGAUAAAUAAGAAC